Messenger RNA from Penicillium waksmanii, 654 nucleotides. Its product is annotated as GNAT family N-acetyltransferase. The transcript has 2 exons. NCBI's taxonomy places the organism in Eukaryota, Fungi, Ascomycota, Eurotiomycetes, Eurotiales, Aspergillaceae. Gene Ontology annotation, molecular function: acyltransferase activity, transferring groups other than amino-acyl groups. The record is from RefSeq and is a predicted model, not a curated record. The coding region runs from base 1 to 654 and encodes 217 amino acids.
AUGGCUGUGCCAAACUACUCCAUUCUCCCAGUCGUGGAGGCCGAUCUCCCAUUCCUCGCCAAAUUUAUCCACGCCUCGAAGCUCCGCCUCAGUAUCAACCGCCUUUUAUUCGAGAAUUGGCCAAAUGAAACUAUUCAAAUGAAAAUGUACACGGGGGCUGUAACUUCCGGGUUCAAAGACCCUGCCACAGAGUCUUUCAAGGCGGUCGAUACCGAAUCGAACGAAAUUAUCGGUUACUUCGUCCUAGCUCGCAAGCGACCGGCACAGGACCUGCCGGAAUAUGAACUUGGUGCAAAUCCUGACCAGGGAACCCCGAAGGGUUUGAAUCCUUCUCUGUUCGCUGAGGUUAUGACUGCAUCUGCGGAAAUUGCAAAGGCGACCGAAAACAAGGACUUUUUGGAUUUGGUUUAUAUCUGUGUGGAGCCGCGGUUUCAGAGACAUGGAGUUGGAGCGAAGUUGAUUCAGCUUGGCUUUGAUCGGGCAAGGGCGGAAAAUAUCCCUUUCGCGCUCUGUGCAGAGGCACCAGCUCAUGGGUUUUAUGUCAACUUGGGAUUCCAAGAAACUAAACGUGCGGACAUUGAUCUCUCAAAGUAUGCUCCAGCGUAUAGUGGGUUUGGAGUCUUCAGAUUGACAGGAAUGAUCUGGUAUCCUUAA